Molecule: messenger RNA, 748 nt
Organism: Humulus lupulus (European hop)
Lineage: Eukaryota; Viridiplantae; Streptophyta; Magnoliopsida; Rosales; Cannabaceae
Exons: 9
Coding region: 1-693 (230 amino acids)
Biological process (GO): actin filament polymerization; Arp2/3 complex-mediated actin nucleation
Cellular component (GO): actin cytoskeleton; Arp2/3 protein complex
Molecular function (GO): actin filament binding
Source: RefSeq, a predicted model, not a curated record
AUGACUUUCUUCAUAACUUUUAGGACUAGCUCAGAACUUCUGUUGAAUCCGGUUUUGAUUUGUAGAAACGAGGCUGAGAAAUGCUUAAUUGAAACAUCUAUUAAUUCAUUGCGCAUAAGCCUCAAGGUGAAGCAGGCAGAUGAACUAGAAAACAUACUAACUAAAAAAAUUCUUAGAUUUUUGUCAAUGAGAGCAGAAGCAUUUCAGGUGCUUAGAAGAAAACCAGUACAGGGUUAUGAUAUUAGCUUCCUUAUAACAAAUUACCACUGUGAGGAUAUGCAGAAGCACAAGCUCAUUGAUUUUAUCGUACAAUUCAUGGAGGGUUUUCAUGUUGAUUACCUUCCUAAAGGCAGAAGGCAGUGGCUUGCGUUUAACGUGCGCUCUGCUGAUGAUGAAGGGGGUUGGAAAUCAUCUCUUCCAGCAGUUGCUGAAUUUAACAGCAUUCUAUCGCUUCUCCUUAAACAUGGCACUAGAGUGAGCCAAAAGAAUAAAUUCCGAUUGACUGCAUUUCAUACGGCUGUUGGUAAUGGUAACUCACAGGCACUUCAGAUCCUUCUACUGGAAGAUCCUGAUGGUAUCAACUACAAGACAGAGAUGAAAGAAACGCCACUGUUUUUUGCAGUAAAGAAUGACCAUAUGGAUUGUGCAGAGAUUCUUUUGCGCUGGGGAGCAAACAUAGACAAAGACCAAUAGAUUUAGCAAAGUCGCAAGAUAUGCGUUUUAUGCUAAAUCCAACCAAUAUCAGUCU